Molecule: messenger RNA, 1735 nt
Organism: Sycon ciliatum
Lineage: Eukaryota; Metazoa; Porifera; Calcarea; Leucosolenida; Sycettidae
Exons: 5
Coding region: 345-854 (169 amino acids)
Source: RefSeq, a predicted model, not a curated record
CUUUGUAUAACGCGCACCCCCAAUCUUCAUUGGGGGUGCGCACUUCAAUCUUCAUUGAAGUACAUGCAUUUCAUAUUCGGAGCAUAGUGCGCACCUGCGAUUUAGGGCCUAAAAUGAUCUAAGGUGUAUAUACGACUCCCUGCUACGGACAAGUCUGCCCGAGGUUACCACGUACAUGUCACUGAGUGGAGUGUUGUACACAAAUACUGGUUCGGAGACGGCAAACUGUUCUUUCGUUCAGGCGACUUAUGGUUACCUUCCGCGCUCCAGUGGACCCAUUUUUGUACUGAUUGCCGGAGAAAUAGAAUUUUGAAGGUGCCGUAGUCCGUCUUAUCUCCGGAUCGAUGGCGGCGUGUGCUUGGCGGAUCACUUCACUUCGGAGAACUCCGCUCUGGUGUCGACAAAUUCUGCGGAGCAAAUCCGACCAUUCGCCCAGCUGGAAUAAAGUCUUCUCGGACAGUUCGCAUCUGUACUUGUCAUGGGUACGGAAUGGCUUACUAAUGACAGUGUUGGGUGUCAGCACACGUAGCCCAGCCGCUGAUGGAGAUGCUAGCCUAGCCGUGCGCAUGGAAGAGAACUCCGUCUCCAUAGGUUUCCUGUCCCUGGCAGCUGGCUGCUUGACGUUUGGCUCAGCGCAGCACGUUGCAGUGGCAUUGCGCUUGCACCGUGCCUACGCUCAGCAGAUGGGCAAGCUGAAGCUGCUGCGCGUCGCCAGUUACACCAGUGCUACCGUGGCCGUGUGGGGCACAACGGUCGCGUGCUUGCUCAAGCGAGAUCUCCGUAUCACUCUCCCCGGCCUCACUGCGCCCACGCAAAACCAGGCCCCAGCUAAGCAGGAAGGCGGCAGCAGUUGAUUUUGAGUGUGGUGAGCCAACGUGGCUCCACUUGAUUUUUGUUGAGUUCUAUGAUUUCGUCCGUGCUGGAAUGAUCUCAGGGCAAUACUCCUUCUUUCUACUCCAGUAGUCCGCUGUUCGGGACAUCAAUCUACUGUCUGUUUAACCAAUCAGCUUCACAUUCCAUCCUUUGCAACGCGCCAGUCAUUGAUGGGUUCAGGAGCUGGGCCAAAGUCAACUGCCGUGCCGCGCCGCAUCAGAGUGAGCCCAGCCCCGUGUUGGCCCUGGCCUCUGAACUGAGGUACGCCAGUAAGCAUGGACGCAGCACCAGCAGCAGCACAGGCCUGUCUGAAACCCUGUGAGAUGUACACGGGUCCCUGUCUUGAUCGCGAGGUGACUGCCUGGCCCCUGCCUGUAAGCGCAGCCACAUGCUCUGCCCCCCAGCUGCCGGGGUGGGCUUAUCCAUGCCGUCCGCUCAGCUCUGCAUGGGCAAGACCGAUUUCCUUUCAGUGUAGUUCGUACUAAUACUAGGCUCCGAGAUUGCCGUGCUGCAGCUAAGUUGUAAUUUAGCAACACUGGCUUGUAUUACCCUGACACAGACACAGGCACUCAAUGUGCCUGGUUUAUUCUAUUGCUCAGUUUCAUCAUGCUUCAGCAUGGUUUUUAUCAUGAAGUUCUACCUCAGUUUCUGGCCAGUUUUUCUCUGGACUUUGAUUUUAUUCGCGUUGUCCCGCUCUGGCUAAGCGGGCUGCUCCUGCUCCAUCGCCAGGGCCUUCGCUGGCUGUUUGUGCUUCUGACGCACGGCGCAAGCUUAUUUUGUUACAGCUUCAAAAGCCUUCAAUAUCCUUCUACCUCUCAUUUGGGAGCAUUGAUGAAUCAGUUAAUUUAAUUACCGUAUGUCC